GAAAACAUUAUUGAGGAAGGCAUAAGCAACCAGCCUCACUCGGUGGCGCAACGUGUUACAACAACAAACCACGAUGUACCGUCUCACGAUCUUCUUUGUCGUCGCUGUGGCGUACGGAGUUCUUGGAGAUGGGCAUGGAUUGGGCGGUGGAGCAAUUAUCGGUGGCCUUGCGCCAGCCGGCAUCAUCGCCGGACCCGCCGUUGUAGCCGCUCCUGCCACGGCUGUGACGAGUGGCGCCGGGCUCGGCAGCGGCACGGCUCUGAAUAACGCGGCCGCCGUCGGUGUCGCCCAACUCUCCGCGUUGCAGAAUGCCCAGGCCGUGCAGGCCGCCCAGAUCGCUAACGCCGCCGCCGCCGGUAUACAGGCCGCCCGCGCCGCCGAGGCCGACGCCCGCGCCCGUCAGGCUAACGCUAUUCAAAACGCUCAGGCCCUAGAUGCGGCCCGCGUCGCUAACCUGCAGCGCGCCCAGGCCGCCGCACUUGAGAACGCCAGGGCUACGGAGGCAGCGAGACGAGCAGCGGCUGCGGUCGGCCUUGAAUUAGCCCGCGCCGCGGAAGCUGACCGCGUCGCUAACGCAGCACGUGUGCAAGCCAUCGCUUAUGCCAACACCAGGGCUGUGGAAGCCUCCCGUAUCGCCAACGCCGCCCGCGCUCAGUCCGCUGCGGUCGCCACCAGCGCGGCGCAGGCGCAGGCGGUAGCCGACGCAGUAGCUAGAAACGCUCAAGAUGGCGUGGUCCUAGGCGGCGGCAAUGCGGCCGUGGUGGGUGUGGCACCUGCGGCGGCGGGUAUCGUGGUGGAAUCCGCGGGUCUGGGCGGCUACGCCGGCGGCUGGGGUCACGGCGGCGCCGGUUGGCAAGGUGGUGCUCUGCUGGUAGGCAAGCACUAGAUGGACACAGGUCCGUACAUAAUGAUAGAAAAAGCAUAAGAUUUCUACAUCCAUUUCUUAACUUCUCAUAGAAAUGGUUAGCGGACAAAAUAAGACUGGUUUGUAAAUAUUUUUUAUCUUUUAAAUAAAU
Molecule: messenger RNA, 1016 nt
Organism: Papilio machaon (common yellow swallowtail)
Lineage: Eukaryota; Metazoa; Arthropoda; Insecta; Lepidoptera; Papilionidae
Product: tol-Pal system protein TolA
Exons: 3
Coding region: 74-886 (270 amino acids)
Source: RefSeq, a predicted model, not a curated record